Messenger RNA from Gossypium raimondii (Peruvian cotton), 1888 nucleotides. RefSeq names its product pectinesterase/pectinesterase inhibitor PPE8B. Gene Ontology annotation, molecular function: pectinesterase inhibitor activity; pectinesterase activity. Gene Ontology annotation, biological process: cell wall modification. The record is from RefSeq and is a predicted model, not a curated record. Bases 183 to 1727 code for a protein of 514 amino acids. Lineage: Eukaryota; Viridiplantae; Streptophyta; Magnoliopsida; Malvales; Malvaceae. The transcript is spliced from 3 exons.
CAUCUUCAAGAUUCAACUUCCCUCUUUAAUUCCUUCACCUUCCUCCCAGCAUAACUCCCCACUCUCUCCUCCAUAAAUAUUUAUUUACACCUCUCUCUCCCUGCGUCUUCUUCACGACAUGCUAUCCUUUUUUCUAUAAUUUCCAAGUACAUUUCUUCAUUCUUUUUUUAUUGCCUAUAAACAUGCCAAAAUUUUCCUCACCCUCUUCCUAUUUCUUGCUCUUCUCGCUUGCCCUUUGUUUCUGCUCCAGUUCCAAUGCCGGUAGCAGCCAUGAAUUUCCGGUAAAUGUGCCACCUGCUGAGUUUGCAGGCUCUCUAAGGACCACCAUUGAUGCUAUAAGAAAAGUGAUCCCUAUCGUUUCUCAGUUUGGCAGCUUUUUUGGUGAUUUUCGACUUUCUAACGCCAUUUCUGAUUGCCUUGAUCUCUUGGAUUUUUCUGCUGAUCAACUAAGCUGGUCUCUGUCUGCUUCCCAGAAUCCAAAUGGUAAACACAACAGCACCGGUGAUGUAGCUUCUGAUUUAAGGACAUGGUUGAGUGCUGCAAUGGCAAAUCAGGAGACAUGCAUUGAAGGGUUCGAGGGUACAAAUGGCAUCGCCAAAACAGUAGUAGCAGGGGGUCUGAACCAAGUCACUUCACUGGUCAGUGACCUUCUCACCAUGGUGCAACCACCAGGUUCCGAUUCCAGAUCCAACGGUGACAGGAAAGUUGCAGAGAAGAACCGGUUCCCAUCAUGGUUCGAAAGGGAAGACCAGAAACUGUUGCAAGCAAACGGGGUAACAGCCGAUGCUGUGGUUGCAUUAGACGGGACAGGGACCUUUACUAACAUAAUGGAUGCUGUGGCAGCAGCGCCUGAUUACAGUAUGAACCGGCAUGUGAUUUACAUCAAGAAGGGUUUGUAUAAAGAGAAUGUGGAGAUCAAAAAGAAGAAAUGGAACCUGAUGAUGGUUGGUGAUGGAAUAAAUGGGACAAUCAUAUCAGGGAACCGAAGCUUCGUUGAUGGUUGGACCACAUUUCGAUCAGCAACAUUUGCUGUAAGCGGAAGAGGAUUCAUAGCAAGGGACAUAACAUUUGAGAACACAGCAGGACCCCAAAAACACCAAGCGGUAGCAUUGCGAUCGGACUCCGACCUAUCAGUUUUCUUCCGAUGUGCCAUUAAGGGCUACCAAGAUUCACUCUACACUCACACAAUGCGUCAAUUUUUCCGAGAAUGUAGGAUCACUGGCACCGUGGAUUUCAUAUUUGGUGACGCCUCCGUAGUAUUCCAAAACUGUCAAAUCCUAGCCAAGCAAGGCCUACCGAACCAGAAGAACACUAUCACCGCACAAGGCCGGAAAGACCCGAACCAGCCGACAGGGUUCUCGAUCCAAUUCUGCAACAUCUCAGCGGAUGCGGAUUUGUUACCUUUCGUUAACUCUACUCCUACAUACCUUGGGAGACCCUGGAAGCUGUAUUCAAGGACCAUAAUCAUGCAAUCCUACAUUGGUAAUGCUGUAAGGCCACAAGGGUGGCUUGAAUGGAACCAAGAUUUUGCUUUGGACACAUUGUAUUAUGCUGAAUUCAUGAAUUUUGGGCCUGGGGCUGGCCUUGGUGGCAGGGUUCAAUGGCCUGGCUACCAUGCAUUGAAUAACUCGGCUCAAGCUGGUAAUUUUACAGUGGCUCGAUUGAUCGAAGGGGACCUAUGGUUACCGUCAACCGGCGUUAAAUACACUGCCGGAUUGGGAGCAUAAAUAAGCAAUCAACGCAGCUUCAAUACUUCAUUUAUGUUUUUCUAAUAUAAAAUCCCUUUCAUAUAAUUCUAGGGAGAUUUUUUUUUUUUCUUGUGUAGAUUCUUUUUUUUUAAUCUAUCAGAAAUGAUGAAUGAAAUUAAUAAAGAUUACAUUUAAUAUAA